Molecule: messenger RNA, 852 nt
Organism: Lodderomyces margitis
Lineage: Eukaryota; Fungi; Ascomycota; Pichiomycetes; Serinales; Debaryomycetaceae
Exons: 1
Coding region: 1-852 (283 amino acids)
Cellular component (GO): mitochondrion
Source: RefSeq, a predicted model, not a curated record
AUGCAUUCAAUUCGACCAAUAACGACAAAGUACACUCGUCAUUUAGCCACGGCAGCUAAACGAAGACCUACCCCAGUGAGAAAAGUUUCCAAAAACGAAGCCAAAAAGUAUUCUUUUUAUGAUUUGGUGUUACGUACACCUUCGCACCCACGACAUCCUAUUGAGGCUCUGUUGAUGAAUGAUAGCGAGCUUAAAGAAUUGAAAAAGCACACCAAGGUCAGAUUUGAAGGUAAUUAUUCGCUUGAUCCAAACAUCAGUCCUGAGGAGCGUAUAGCUAAGGUUUUUGGUGGUAGAAUUAAAGGUGAAGAUCGUCAAGCUUCAAGUAGGAUAGAGCGUGGUGAGUCAAAAGUAAUUGCUGGAAUAACUGUGCCAUCGCGUCCUCCUGAACCGGAUAAUUGUUGCAUGAGUGGGUGUAUUAAUUGUGUCUGGGAAUUGUUCCAGGACGACUUGAAAGACUGGAAUGAGAAGAGGGAUGCUGCGGCUAAGAAACUAGUAGCUAAUGGUGGAAGAUGGCCUGAGAAUUUUUACCCACCUUUGAAAUUAUUGAAACGUGAAAAUUACCCUCCCAGUUUGGCAGAUAAGCCUGAUUCUGAAUUGACUUCCGAUAAAGUAGAGGAUACUGUACAAGAUGAAACUUGGGGUGAUGUACCAAUAACAAUUCGAGUGUUUACCGAAGUGGAAAAGAAGAUUAAAGCAAGACAUAAGCAGAGACUUGCCCAAUUGAAAAAGUCCCAAGAGGGCACCAUAGAUAGAUCAGCUCAAGAAGAGCAAAGCACAUCGACUCAACAGGAUUCCCAUGGAAAACUGUUGCAAAGCAACACUCACCAAAAGCAUUUGCAACAUGCUCAAUAA